Messenger RNA from Physcomitrium patens, 2266 nucleotides. RefSeq names its product F-box/kelch-repeat protein At5g15710. Gene Ontology annotation, molecular function: protein binding. The record is from RefSeq and is a predicted model, not a curated record. Lineage: Eukaryota; Viridiplantae; Streptophyta; Bryopsida; Funariales; Funariaceae.
GAUGAACGUCGUUUGCUUGUUUUGCUUGCUUGCCGUCGUUCGAAACUACUACUACUACAACUACUGCUACUAUGGCAGCUUCUUUCUACUACUACCAUUACUACAAACUAGUACUCCCCCCUCACUGGGGGUACCACACCGCUGCUGCUGCCUAUGUAAACAAUGAAGUCCCCUCGAGCAUUACCAAGCCAGCGCUGGGCACGACUCGUUGUUCUACAGCAUGCUUGCUUGCCUGUGAGUGAGUGAGAUUGCGCUGCGGCUUGUGGCCAUGGCGCGCCUGCUCUGCUUUCUCCGGCUUCUAAAACCGCCUGAGAUUCUGUGCUAGCGGAAGCCGUAGCUGGCGAAUUGGGUCAGGCGUUUCACGACAACUUGUGUGAGGGAUCCGUGAUGGCUUUUAGAGGUGGUCGUGGAGGCAAAAUUUUUAAGACGAGGGAGAGAGAAGCGGGACUUCGUAACGGUUUUGUGUGUUGGGUAAUGUAACGGUCUGCGAGUGUGUAUGAGGUUGGGUGGGGAGAGGAGAGGGGGCGGGGAGUUGGGUUUGGUUUUCAGUUUCCGGGGUGUGAGUAAGAGGGUUUUAGAUUAGGAGUUUUUGACGGGAAGAGAAUGUUUAGUGUAGGGAGGAGGGAGGACAAGAUGACGAAGAGCGUGAUGAAGUAUCAGAUGAGGCAUACCGGGGUGGGGCGGGGAGCGGGACCUGGAGCGGGCCUGGAGAGGGAGUUCCAGCACCAUCAGCACCAGUACCACCACCCACAUCAUUACCACCCUCGUCACCACCACCGCGUUGGCGACGGAGGGGCCGCUUUUGAGAGCGGGUAUACGACCUACAAGGUCACUCCCCAGGUGAUGCAGGUGUCCGGAGUAGUGCAGAAGAGUAAGACCGUGGAAGAGUUGGAACUAGUGAAAACCAAAGGGGUGUCUCAGGCAGGGGCGAUUACUCGGGGCGCCGAGUCGCCGCCGUGGACCAUGUUACCGAAAGAUCUAAUAGAGAAAGUGUUUGCAUUUUUGCCCUUGCACAGCUUGUUCCAAGCGCGAUGCGUUUGCAAGUGCUGGAAGAGCGUAGGCAUCUCGAACAAUCUUGUUAAGUUGUGGGCAGAGGCGCCUGCGUCACCCCCGUACUUCCCCGUGUUUUUGUCUAAGUCCGAGGACCGGCGAUGGUGCGGUUAUGAUCACGUGCAGCAGAAGUGGCUGCAUCUCCCCCCGCUCACAUUCCUCCCGAAAGAAGCGAAGCAUAUUCUGGCGGGCGAUUGCGGGCUUCUUUGCCUGAGCGAAUCACCAUCCACGGCAUUAAACUAUGUAUGCAAUCCCGUUACCCGGAGCUUCAAAAAAGUGCCAUCGCUAUCCCAGGACUAUGAGCCUGGUAUUACGCAUAUGGUGGUGGAUGGGCAGAGCCAGGGUUUCAAGAUGAUUGUGACACUCACCCAUUAUCUGGAAAGUACACAUGUAUUUGAAUCGCGGCACAAUUCGUGGCAGGCCACGAGCUGCUUGCCCCCGCACUUCCUGCUUUGGGGUAGGCGGAGCUCUGCGUUUUGUAAUGGCUUUCUUUAUUGCGUGGCGCUGGAAGUUGGUGGCAUGAAUAUGGAAGGGCUGAUUGCGUAUGAUGUCCAUUCUGGCGUUUGGACCGAUGUACAUGAGCUUCCCAGGGGGAUGAGGGACGAUCCGUAUGUGCUUUCAUGCGGCGGUCGUGUGCUUGUAGUUGCCGCUCAGAAGAACACCAAUGGUCGGCUCACGAGCAUUCGAAUUGUGGAAUUUGAGCCUGUUUCCAGACGGUUUCUCGAGGUCACUGAGAUGCCUCAGAAUGUGAUGCUGGACGUUUUCAAAUGCAGGGGCGGAUGGAAGCCCGUGGCGUUUGGCGACAGGAUCUGUGUGGCAUCGAAGAAGACCCUCUCCGUUGCAGUUUAUGAUAUGGUGCGCAGAUCGUGGCAUGAGUUGCCCAAAUGCCCCCUCAAUACCAAGGUGGAUGUGGCUACAUUCUGCUACGGACCUAGCUUACAGUUUUUUCAAUGAGGAUCUACUUCCUCGUUUUUUUCUUCUCUUUACUCCUUUCCUAUCUUGUAAUUAAAAGCCCCCGGACUGUAACUCCAAUUCUUUCUCGUUUCCGCUCUGGCCAGUAUUCCUCUUGCAUGCGCUGUCACUCAGCUUCUCAAUGUUGCUUUACCCUCUGACAUGCGCGCAAUUGGAUCUCUGUAAAUUCCAGACCCCAGGUUUGUAGUCUUUGCUUGCCAUCAUACUAUAUCAAAUUGCGUAUCUGGUUAUUUUGUGUACUGAU